Messenger RNA from Hippocampus zosterae (dwarf seahorse), 2953 nucleotides. Its product is annotated as putative monooxygenase p33MONOX. The transcript has 9 exons. NCBI's taxonomy places the organism in Eukaryota, Metazoa, Chordata, Actinopteri, Syngnathiformes, Syngnathidae. Gene Ontology annotation, cellular component: cytoplasm. The coding region runs from base 384 to 1424 and encodes 346 amino acids. The record is from RefSeq and is a predicted model, not a curated record.
AUAGCGGGUUCUGUAACGAAUGAAUACAAUAGAAAUUAACGUCGAAGUUAGUUUAGCAGCAAGGUGUAAGCUGGGUGGUUCCAAUAAAACACACUCACAAACCCUCGCGAGACUGAGGUGACGUCAUCGUUCCGUCCCGGAAAUCUUUUCAUACUAAAUCAGCAUAAUGGCCGUCGACAAAAUCAUCCAUUUAUCCACAUACCGCUCGCUUAUCUCCGGAGCUUUUCACCGGUCACUAUAGCCACACGCCCCGAAGUCUCCGUUAUCGCAGCGUUCCUCCUAUGGCCUGGCUGGUUGCCCCACCCACAAUGCACUGCCAGAGGACUUGUGUCCCAGCUGACCUGCUGUAACCCCAGCCUUCCCAUCACUCCGGUCCACAGUACAUGAACACAGCUCGAUGCGAUGAGCCCAUCCUCCUCCAUUGCAACUCUAAUCACAAGAACUCACUGAUCUUUGCUCCUCAUAGUACCGAAGCCAUGUCUGGUUCAGGUGACUUACCUGCUCUCGAAGGGCCUGGGAUGGGCGGGAUGAAGCUCCCCAUCGGUAUGACCCGCCGGGCGCUCAGCUACGAUGACAAUCUGGAGGCGCCCAUGUCGACACCCCCACACGACAUUAACAUCACCAACCUGUGGAGGCGCCCCGUCGUGCCCGAGAGGAAGUUCAACCUCUUGGCUGAGGAAGACGAAGGUGUUACGGCGUGUCAGUCUAACAUGUUGGAGGGCGCCCCCUCCAGGUCCACAAGUGUGGUGAAGACCAAGGCUUCCUCUCUCAUCCUCAACUCUCUCAUCACCAAGCAGACUCACGACAGCAUGUACAAGUUUGAGCAGAAAGCGGGCCUCAGCGACACUGGUUACACUCCCCAUAAAGGCCUCACGGCAGAGGAGACGAAAUAUCACCACCGCAUGCCCGAAUCCUUCCAGAAAAUGCAGCUUCAGAGCCUGGAGGCCCGGGAGGAGCGCCAGAACUCGUCAGCCCAGUCCACGCCAUCCACCACUCCGCACACCUCGCCAAAACAGCAACGCAGGAGCUGGUUCAAUAGCACCAGUUCGGACGUCAGUGUGAGCUCCUCCAACAGCAGCGUGGAUCUGGUGGGAGGCGACGGAGGAGGAGGAGGAGGGAUGCUGGAGCGCUGGGGCACGUUUGGGCCACGACCGCUCGCGCACAAGUCCACCUCCGAUCUGGGCGGCGAUCCUUCAACGCAAGCAGGCUUUGCACUGCAGGCGUACCGCGGCGCCCACAAGCCCAGUGCCGCGGAGGUCAUGAAGUCACAGGCGACCGGCCGCUUGGCCGACGUGCCCGACGCCCAGAGGGCAGCCGCCCCGCCCAAGAUGGAGAUCCCAACGGUGGACGGGCGGCGGCAGGCCGCUCGCCCGCACAAGCUCAAACCCCGCGACAUGAACGUCUUGACGCCCUCCGGCUUUUAGACGACGCCGCCCGUCAUGUUGCCCGAUCGCCUUGCCGCUCCGACGAGGUCACGGUUUGCCUUUUCGCGGCUUUCAGUCGGCUACGUUCCAUCUCAAAAUGGCAGCGCCGAGGUAGAGUGGCAAUCCCAAUUCGCAGCAUCAUCAGUGAUUGACUCAAACCAUUUUUUUUGUAGCUUUUUAAAUAUUCCUCACAGCACAGAAGAGUGAACCACCGUGUCAUGAAACCAAAAUGCAGUCCCAACUAUUCUUCAAAACGGCGAACAAAGGAGGCGUUGGUCCAGUGAUGCUGUCACCUCAUGGUGAUUUUGAGUUGCAAGUAUCUGUCAAACAGUUCGAUAGUCUUUUUUUAUUUUUUUUUCCAAGUGCUUGGAUCAUUAUAAUUCAAUGAAUUAUAAAUAAUACGGUAAAAUGAAAAUACUUUUUUGUGCACAGGAAGUUCGCUUAGCUCCUCCAUACCGAAAUAUAUGCAGCGGGAUCUAUUUAAACCUGUGCAAAUUGUCACUCGUGAAAAAGUGACUUUGGAAUAAUCUUGACACGAUUCUUUCAGAAUGAUUCAAGAAGCUCAUCCUGUAUUUGCACUUUAUACCAAGCAUCAUGAUCUGCUUAAUUAAUCCGGAAGAUGUUCAUGAAGUAUACUGAAGUAAAAAAAUUGUGGUCUCAGGACAAUGCCUGACCCACUCGUGAAUGAAAUGGUCCACAUUUCUACUUUUUAUUUUUUUUUCUUCCUUGCCUCUUUGUUGAGAUGGUUUCAUGACUAGUGUAGUCAGUACAUAAUAGAAGUACAUUAGUUUGUUUUUCAAGUUGUCAAAAAAGAAGCAACACGGCUUAAUUGCAGGUGUUAUUGCAAGAGUUCUCAUAUGUGAAGCUUGUAUUCUCUCUUUUUUUCCGUUGUAGUUGCACUUUUUUUAUUGUUUUAGUUAUUGCACUUUUAUUUUCAGGAAGUGCAACUAAGUGGUGUCACUGUUACUUUCCCUUCCCUUGAAAAGAAAAAAAAAAAUAACAGCAUCCGUGAAUAUGACUUUUUGUUCACGCCUAAAGGUUGGCAGCGUUCGCCACGGUCCUUACUGAGGAAAAAAAAAAACAAUUAACACUCCUUGGGAAUUUUGAGAGAGAAAAAACGGUUUCACCAACCGAUAGUGCUUGUAAAAUGUACAUAAAAUUGUACCAAAAUAAAUGUUUGAAAGCAAGCGGUUCCAAAAGAUAGAAAUGAAAUGUGUUGUACUUAAUUACAGCUGAACUGUACUUAUCAAAUGGACUGUCCUUGAUUAAAAAAAAAAAAGACGGGACGCGGUUAAGCCACUGUAACAUUAUGCAUUAUUGCAGACAAUUUGUGGCCCAGAAAAAAAAUGCCCUUGCAGUAUAUGCUGUAUGACCCAUGUGCCGUAUGUUGCCCACCCCUCCUCGAAACGGACUGAAGUAUGUCUCAAAAUGUGUCCUUUUUCUUUGUUGUGGUUUCUAGUGUCUGCACAUGAUUCUUUUUGGCUGAAUUUGAGAAUAAAUGUCAACAUUUUCAUCACCACAAAAAUAAA